UACGUAAUAGUAGUGGUGCGCAUGCGUGUAGGAGUAGCAGUAGCUGAAAUCCUGCUACACAACUUAGACUCGGUCUCACCGUGUUUUCGUUAAUAUUUAAAUAUAAAACAAGGAAGAAAGUAACAUCGUCAUUCUGUCGCUUUCUUUGCUUUAAAUUCUAGCAUGGCUUUAAAUGUCUAUUCACGGCUGACAAGAAGUUUUGUCCGCGUUUUAGCGAGCAGAAGUGUCAUUCCUGUCACAAGACCUCUGACAACGAGUUCAUGCUGGACACAUUUACGUUGCUUACAGCAUAUCCGCGUCAUUCGUUAUGAUGGUGCUUCAUUACGAAAUUUCAGCUCUUCUAGCCAGCCUUCAAUAGAUGUGUCAUAUGAGCAGCUGAAGAAACUGCUGGUGUCCCGAUCCAGUGUGGUUAUAGACGUCCGCGAGCCGUGGGAACUCAGGGAAUACGGGAACAUACAGGGAUCAGUUAACGUUCCACUGGGACAAUUGAACGGAGCUCUCCAGCUCAAACCUGAUGAAUUCAAGGAGAAAUACGGAGGAGAUAUGCCAUCACAAUCCCAAAAUAUAGUGUUCACCUGCCUAGCUGGUGUAAGAAGCAAAACUGCCCUGGAAACUGCAGUGUCUUUAGGAUACACCAAAUUCAGGUCAGGCGUAUUGGCUGGCCAAUAAAGCACAGUAAUAUCAUGCUCAGCAAACCACUUGGAACUGGUUUUUGCACUGUGGGCAGGUGCUAAAGUCCUGCUGGAAAAGGAAAUCAGCAUCUCCAUAAAGCUUGUCAGCAGAUGGAAGCAUAAAGUGCUCCAAAAUCUCCUGGAAGAUGGCUGCAUUGACUCUGCACUUGAUAAAACACAAUGGACCAACACCAGCAGACGUCACGGCCCCCCCAAAUCAUUAUUGACUUCAGAAACUUCACACUAGACUUCAAGCAGCUUGGAUUCUGUGCCUCUCCAGUCUUCCUUCAUACUCUGGGACCAUGAUUUCAACAUGAAAUGCAAAAUUUACUUUUAUCUGAAAAGAGGACUUUCGACCACUGUUCACUGUCUAGUUCUUUUUCUCCUUAGCCCAGGUAAGAUGCUUCUGACGUUGUCUCUGGUUCAGAAGUGGCUUGGUAGUCCUUUUCCUGAAGAUGUCUGAGUGUGGUGACUCUUGAUGCGCUGACUCCGGCUUCAUUCUACUCAUUGUGAAGCUCUCUUAAGUGUUUGAAUUGGCUUUACUUGACAGUAUUCUCAAGCUUGCGGUCAUCCCUGUUGCUUGUGCACCUUUGCCUACCCAAUUUCUUCCUUCCAGUCAACUUUGCAUUUAAUAUGCUUUGAUAUACACUCUGUAAACAGCCACCCCAUUCAGUAAUGACCUUCUGUGACUUACUCUCUUUGUGGAGGGUGUCAAUGAUUGUCUCCUGGACCAUUGCCAAGUCAGCAGUCUUCCCCAUUAGUGUGGUUUCAAAGAACAAAAGAUACCCGGAAUUUAUACUGUAGGGAUGGUCAUUUAAUGAAACUCAAAUGUAAAUAUUCUAAUAUUUUGAGAUACUGGAUUUUGGACUUUCAUGAGCUGUACGCUCUAAUCAACAAAUUUUAAAAAAAAAACUUUUGAAAUGUUUUACUUUACAUGUAGGGAAUCUAGAAUAUAUGAAAGUUUCAUUUUUUAAAAUAAUUUACAAUAAAAAAAUGAACUUUUUCACGAUAUUCUAAUUAUAUGACCAGCACCUGUAUGUUGUAAAUAGACAUCAAUGACGCUCUUCACCGAGCACUUACACAGAUACACACGUCUUAUCUAUACACACAUCUUAUCUAUCUGAUAAGACGCCCGCUUUCAAAUUCAAACACUUCCGUGUGAUUUCAAACGCUCCCGUGCGCUGAUCAUUGUAAUCAAUCAUAGACAUAAAAUUGAGUGCGUGAACACAAUGGCCAAUCAGAGGUGUUCACGAAUCAGCUCAACAGCGCUCAAAGCAUCACAUUUUUAAAAUUUCAGUACUGACUUGUUAUCGAAGUCAGUACUUUUUGACAACACUAAGUGUACCCUUAAUAUAGUAUGAUAUACACACAUUUAUAGGCAGGGCUACUGUAAAUUUUAUUCAAUGUACUCCAGGUGUCUGUCCACCAAGAGGUAAUUGGCCUAAAAAAAGAUUGAAAAUCCAUGCCUUAAUAAUGCCUUCACUGAAGAAGAAACAGGAAAUGUACAUUUAAACCAGAUUUGUUUUUAUAUCAAUAUGCUACACUACAGUAUAUUCAAGUUCUGUUUGUAUGGCCUUAGUUGCCUAAUUGAUUUUCUCUCUUC
Molecule: messenger RNA, 2274 nt
Organism: Ctenopharyngodon idella (grass carp)
Lineage: Eukaryota; Metazoa; Chordata; Actinopteri; Cypriniformes; Xenocyprididae
Gene: tstd3
Product: thiosulfate sulfurtransferase like domain containing 3
Exons: 4
Coding region: 163-669 (168 amino acids)
Cellular component (GO): mitochondrion
Molecular function (GO): thiosulfate-cyanide sulfurtransferase activity
Source: RefSeq, a predicted model, not a curated record